AUGUCCGACGUUCCUUCCACCAGCCAUCAGCCCGACCUCAACAGCGGUGUCCGUGACUCUAACACGAGGAGCAGCAUGGGGCCACAGCAAGUAGGUGACAGCGGCAGGGGAGACGCCUCCCUGGGCCAGGCCCAGGCAGCCUCCGGGAGCAGGUCACCCCACACCUUGCUACCCCAAGAGCACAAGGAGCGGGCAGAGCGUCGCUCCCUGGUGCGCUACCUGCAGUGCCGCUCCGUGGGCGCACCAGGCCGCUUCCGUCUCCAGGGCGUUGAGCACCAGCUGCACAGCAGGGCAGUAUCGAUGCUGCCCGAGCUGCUGACUGAACGCAGGCUGGGCCUGGGCACUGUGGACAAGGUGUUCGCGUCGCAAUGGCUGGAUGCGAGCCAAGUGGUGUGUGGCACCAAGUGCAGCACGCUCUUCGUGCUGAACGUGAAAACGGGCCACAUCAUGCCUAUUCCCCUGAUGCAGGACAGGAGGGUCAGAAGGGCCCAUGCUCUUCCUCCCUCUGGCAUCUGCGCCAUUGAGCUGAAUCCCUCCGAGACGCUGCUGGCCACUGGGGGGGAAAACUCCAGCAGCCUCGCCGUCUACCAGCUGCCCGAACUGGACCCCUUGUGCCUGGGUGACCGCCGUAGCCACAGGGACGCGAUCACCUCCAUCGCAUGGAUUGGUGACAACGUGGCCGUGAGUGGCUCUUGGGAUGGGACCUUGGCAGUAUGGGAAGUGGAUCCUGACAGGAUGUCUAGCAGCCAUGCGGGGCGCAGCGAGCAAAGGCUUCCCGUGUACGCUCACAUCAGUCCAAGGGCUCUAGAGGUCUUCCCUGCAGGCAGUCAUUACCCUGGUCACACCAGAGUGCGAGCGCUGGUUUUCAAUAGGAAGAGGCAGGAACUGGGAGCGCUGUCCCUGAGUGGCUGCUUCCAACUCUGGAAAGCCCAGGGCACCCUGACCAGGCUGAAAUUUCAUAGGCUGCCCUUUGAUGAAGCAAGCACGUGCAUGACGUACUGUGACGACUUUUCCCUGUAUGCCGUGGGCUUCCAGUCACAUAUCUCUUUAUUGGAUCUGCGGCAAGGCAACCCUAGUAUUGGGAUGCAGCCUAUGUGCUACCUCCAGUGUGGCAUUGACGUGCGCUCCAUGAGUGCCCACCAGCAUAUAAUUACCAUGGGCACAGGCCACGGCAGGCUGUUCUUCUUCGACAUCCGCACACGGAGGUUCCUGGAAGAGAGGUCUGUGAACAGCCCAGACGCCUUCCCUGAGCCCUCGGGCAGGAAGCUCAGGCUCACUUGUACCAAAGGCUGGAUCAACCAAGAUGACCUCUGGGCCAAUGGUUUCCGUGGCAACGAGGAUCCGCCUUAUGCCGUUUACACCCACUGCUACAACUGGCCUGAGAUGAAGCUCUUCGUGGGAGGAGGGCCUCUCCCCUUAGAACUGCGUGGGAACUACGCAGGCAUCUGGACCUAA
This is a messenger RNA of Octodon degus (degu), 1455 nucleotides long. Its product is annotated as DDB1- and CUL4-associated factor 12-like protein 2. The transcript has a single exon. Gene Ontology annotation, cellular component: Cul4-RING E3 ubiquitin ligase complex. The record is from RefSeq and is a predicted model, not a curated record. Gene Ontology annotation, molecular function: protein binding. Lineage: Eukaryota; Metazoa; Chordata; Mammalia; Rodentia; Octodontidae. The coding region runs from base 1 to 1455 and encodes 484 amino acids.